AUGCAAGCUUUACCAGACGUGAAAGCACCGUGUGAGGCACUUCCUUCCCCCAGCCUGGAGCCCUACCCGCAGAGCUCCAUUGUGGUCACUCUUGAGGACAUGGGUCUCUGGAUGAAGUUUCAUCAGAUAGGAACCGAGAUGAUCAUCACCAAAUCCGGCAGACGAAUGUUUCCACAAUGCAAAAUCAAAGUCUCUGGCUUAAUCCCAUAUGCCAAGUACCUCAUGCUGGUAGAUUUUGUGCCAAUGGACAACUUCAGGUACAAGUGGAAUAAAGAUCAGUGGGAAGUAGCUGGAAAAGCAGAGCCCCAGCUCCCUUGUCGCACCUACGUCCACCCAGAUUCCCCAGCUCCUGGCAGCCACUGGAUGAAAGAACCCGUCUCCUUCCAAAAACUGAAGCUCACCAACAACACUCUGGAUCAACAUGGGCAUAUCAUCCUCCACUCCAUGCACCGUUACAAGCCUCGCUUCCACAUUGUGCAGGCAGAUGACCUCUUCAGUGUCCGCUGGAGCAUCUUCCAAGUCUUCAGCUUCCCUGAGACUGUCUUCACUUCUGUUACUGCCUACCAGAAUGAGCAGAUUACAAAGCUCAAGAUUGACAACAAUCCAUUUGCUAAAGGUUUCCGUGAGCAUGGGAAGAACACUCGAAGGGAAGGACGAGCCAAAUGCCAGAAGCCUAGUCCAGCCAAGGGCCAGAAGAGGAAGCUGCCCGAGGAAAAGGAGUCCGGUGCUGAGGAACGUGAUUUUGAGAAAGAUGAGAAUGUAGAUGUGAAGGAAGAGAGUAACCCCGUCGUGGUCAGCACCGGAUACCCCUUCUGGGUCUCGGAGCAGAAUGGCAGCCAUGCCUUUCCUGCAGCAUCGCCGGUGCCAGCUGACCAGAGGGAGGGUCUGGCCAGAGAGCAGCAAGUGCCUACGCCAUCCUACCAGACAUAUCGGUUCCACGAAGCUGGGGACAGCCAGCAGCUUCCCACCCGCGAAGCUGCAACCUUGAACGAUUUCCGGGCAAGGUGCCACCCCUUGGAUCUCGCCACGGUGCCCGAGCACGACUCCAAACAGCUGCCUGAGGGCUUCUCCAACCUGCCUCCGCUCCCCCCGCCUCUGCCUCCUCCCCAGGACUACACAGGAGUGGUGAACAUGGCUCUAGACUCUGUCGGGAAACCCGGGGCCCGAGCACCCAUGUACAGUCCCUAUGGCACCGAGCAAGGCCUCGGCCAGUGGAUGGUGCCUUCCCACAGCCAGUACAGGGCAAUGAGCUACUCGGCCUUCUCCACAGAGUACAAUACACAGGGGGCUCCAGGACAUGCCCAUGGGACCAUGGCAGAGUGGAGCCAGUACCCUUUGUUCCCCUAUGCCUGCUGGUGA
Gymnogyps californianus (California condor) is the source of this 1359-nucleotide messenger RNA. RefSeq names its product T-box-containing protein TBX6L. Gene Ontology annotation, molecular function: RNA polymerase II cis-regulatory region sequence-specific DNA binding; DNA-binding transcription factor activity, RNA polymerase II-specific. The transcript is spliced from 9 exons. The coding region runs from base 1 to 1359 and encodes 452 amino acids. NCBI's taxonomy places the organism in Eukaryota, Metazoa, Chordata, Aves, Accipitriformes, Cathartidae. The record is from RefSeq and is a predicted model, not a curated record. Gene Ontology annotation, biological process: positive regulation of DNA-templated transcription; regulation of transcription by RNA polymerase II; cell fate specification. Gene Ontology annotation, cellular component: nucleus.